GGGGGUGGGAGAGGUCCAAGAGCAUCACGCAUUCAAGUUCCGCAGAGAGGGGCUAUGUCCUUUUCUCACCUACUUUUAAAAUAUCUAUCCCCGACCCGCAUCCCACCCUCGGUUCUUUUAAUAGAGCGAAGUGGCGGGCUCCAGGUUGGGGUGAGAGGGGUGAACAGCGGUUGCACAAAAUCCAAGCGAAGAAAGAUCCACAAUCCGGUCACCGUGUCCUGGGUGCUUGCUGGUCAGUCCACCAAGCACUCCAUCCGCCCCGCACCCGGUCCCCGGUCCGUUUGCAGGUCUUUAGGUCUCGGCUCAAGCCUUGGCUAGAGAGGGAGAAAACCGCUUUGAUUGGAACCUUGCUGCAGGUUUGAAGUUCUCCAUUGCUGUCUACAUCGCUUUUCGAUUGUCCUUUUGCCAAGCUCAGUCUAUCACCCUGGAAGGAAUACAGCAGAAGACACGAGAAGAACAAGGAAUUCACUUGACAUUUGAAAGAGUCAUCACAAGAAGCUUAGGAGAGGCUGAAGAGUACUAGACCGCACCAUUAUUCACAAAUCGCCGAGAGUUUUCUUCAGUCAGGUGAACAAAGUCCCUCUCCUGUUUGGCCAAAAGACACACACACAAGCACACACACAAGGAUGGGUCGGGCCCGGGAAAUGGGUUGGAUGGCAGCAGGGCUGAUGAUUGGGGCUGGUGCCUGCUACUGCAUGUACAAACUGACCAUGGGAAGAAAUUCCAGUAACGAACCAGAGGAAGAGGAGGACAAUGAAUGGGAUGAGGAGCAGGAUCUCGAUGAAGAGGAGGCAGACCUUUGGUUUGAUUUCACAACAAUGCCACGACCCUGGAGUGAGAAUGGGCACUGGGAUGAACCUGGGGCCCCAGGUGGGACUGAGGACAGACAUUCAGGUGGUGGGAAGGCAAACAGAGCACACCCAAUAAAACAACGACCAUUCCCGUAUGAACAUAAAAAUACGUGGGCCGCUCAGAGCUUUAAAUCCUUCAACUGUUCUCUUGUCCUGACCGAGAGUGAUUCCAUUCAAGGGGAAAAACUGUCCACUGAGCCCACAAAUGCUGGCUAUUCCCUUAGCCACAAUGUCAGUAGGCAUUUGGCCAGCCUCUCAGUGGUUGGAAACAGGAUCCCCACCCCCCAGCCCACUGUGAGGGAAAAGGCUUUGUGUGUCCCUGAAAACCCGAACACCAGUAUUGGAAAUCAGGACCAGAUUAAGAUGUACAUCGGUGAAGUGUGUCGAGAGACGGUGUUUCAUUGCUGCAAGUCAUUUCUGCAGCAGGCCGGAUUAAGUCUGCUAAUGAGCAUGACAGUUAUUAAUAACAUGCUUGCCAAGUCGGUUGCAGACCUGCGGCUUUCUUGGAUACCUGAGGGACGUGGAUGUGCGAAGGUUCAGGCUUUGGAACCGCUGAUGGGUUUGUCUGAAAAGCCCGUGCGGGUGGGGGACGCGGUGGCUGCCCAAACGCUAUUCUCUUUCAUGCUCCUGUACAUCAGAAAUGGGAGCAGAGAGAUGCUUGUGGAAGCCCUCUCUCCAUAAAGGGCCGGCUGGAGCAGAAGGAGACUGAAUCCGCCCAGAGCCCGAGCAGUCCACUGAGGGCAAACAAACUGCACUGGGUGCAAGCAAGGAUGCGGCUUUAGCGGGGCAGCAGCUCCUCCUCGGCCAAAAGUUCCAAUCCCUAACUGGAGGGCCACAGUCUUCUUGGCCCGGCUGGGCUCCCCAGAGCUGUGGGCAACUUCUGGGCUUGUAGUCUGCAGGGCAUUGUAAGCUGCCCCCUUGUGGCCUUCCUCCUGCUGCAAACGGUAAGGGAUCACUCCCCAUUGGCUGCCAGGUGCAGAUAAAAGGGCAUCAAGCCACAGCAUCACCAAUGCGGUGUGGCCUGUGGUGAUCUCCCUGUCUGAGCAGGACCACUUAGCAGAAGUCACACCCACGUGGGAGCUUGUGCCCAACUUGCUUCUGCUGCCUCGGUUUGGGUGGAAGCGUUUCCCCUUCCUCUUUUCUACACUAGCUGAUGGAUGGCUAGCAUGUUAAUUAAAAACAAUGCACUCCCCUCCUGUCCAUUGUACUGACUGACCCUCUCCCACCCAAGCCCCCACCUGUGUGUAUCAUCAAUAAACUUGUGUGCUUUGA
Messenger RNA from Mesocricetus auratus (golden hamster), 2123 nucleotides. RefSeq names its product armadillo repeat containing X-linked 6. The transcript is spliced from 3 exons. The record is from RefSeq and is a predicted model, not a curated record. Lineage: Eukaryota; Metazoa; Chordata; Mammalia; Rodentia; Cricetidae. Gene Ontology annotation, cellular component: mitochondrion. The coding region runs from base 627 to 1532 and encodes 301 amino acids.